Molecule: messenger RNA, 989 nt
Organism: Trichoderma harzianum CBS 226.95
Lineage: Eukaryota; Fungi; Ascomycota; Sordariomycetes; Hypocreales; Hypocreaceae
Exons: 5
Coding region: 1-975 (324 amino acids)
Molecular function (GO): catalytic activity
Source: RefSeq, a predicted model, not a curated record
AUGAGCCCAGCCGCAAAUACCUCCGUGGUCCGAGUUGCAGUCACUCAACAUGAGCCUGUGUGGCUUGAUCUUGAGGGAACUGUGAACAAAACAUGCUCUAUUAUAGAAGAGGCCUCAAAGGCUGGCGCCAAGCUCGUCGCCUUUCCUGAAACUUGGAUUCCCGGAUAUCCAGCAUGGUUUUGGGACCGGCCUGUUGACUUUGAACUUGGAAUUCGAUACAGUCCAGAAAUGAAACUUAUCUGCGAUGCCGCUGCCUCGAACAAAAUCAGUGUAUCGCUCGGGUUCUCCGAACGUGAUGGAGACUCUGUGUAUAUUUCCCAGACUUUGAUCAACAAAGACGGCGAGAUUAAGAUGAGGCGCCGCAAGAUGAAGCCAACACACAUGGAACGUACCAUCUAUGGAGAUGGAUCUGGAGACAGCCUAGCAAAUGUCAUCGAGCUACCCGGUGUGGGUAGGGUAGGAUGUCUAUCAUGCUGGGAGCACAAUCAGCCGCUACUGAAGUACUUUACUUUUUCCCAGCACGAGCAGAUACACGUCGCUGGAUGGCCACCACUAGAUCCGUUUGUUGAAGGAUCUUCUGGCUUCUGGUCCAUGUCGGCUGAAGGAGCCCUGAACCACUCGCAACAAUAUGCGAUCGAAUCCCAAUCGUUUGUCCUGCAUGCCACAGCGGUGCUCACCGACGCAGGGAUUGAUGUGAUGAGGACUAAAGGCAGCCCCAUAAUGGGAACGCCUCUUGGGGGUUGUUCCGCCAUCAUUGGUCCUGACGGACGCGUUCUUAAAAAGGCAAAUACUGGAGGAGAGGAACUCAUCAUUGCGGAUAUCGAUUUGACCGAUGCCACCAAAGCCAAGCUAUUCGCGGAUGCGAGCGGACAUUAUAGUCGACCAGAUUUACUUUGGCUUGGCGCGGAUAUCACUCGCAAAACAGUUGUCAGGGUCCAAAAGAGAUCAGAGGGGCGGACAGGGACAUCUGAAUGACUUGUAUACCUGUG